CUAUAACAGAUAUGCACAAAAACAAGUAAAGAAAAUGAUGAAGAGGGAGAGCUACUUUGCAGUUUUCUUGGUGAUUUGCCUUGUGGCUAAAGCGGCUGCUCAGCAAGCAAGCAAUGUGAGAGCCACUUACCAUCUGUACGAGCCCGAAAAGAUCGGGUGGAAUUAUCUUACGGCCAGUGUGUACUGCGCAACCUGGGAUGCCGAUAAGCCCCUGGCUUUCAGGCAAAAGUAUGGUUGGACCGCCUUCUGUGGCCCUGUCGGACCUCGUGGCCAAGAAUCCUGUGGCAAGUGCUUAAGGGUGACUAAUACGAGGACAAACGCUCAACAAAUUGUGAGAAUCGUGGAUCAGUGCAGUAAUGGUGGCCUGGAUUUGGAUAUCGGGGUGUUUAGGCAAUUGGAUACCGAUGGACUUGGCAAUCAGCAGGGCUUUUUGACUGUCAACUACGAGUUUGUCAACUGUGGAGAUUAAUUUGUUCACUUUCUUCGACAUUGCUGAUCAAUAAUAAUACAUAAAUAAAUGUGGCUAAAUCCUCAGCUAAGUAUUAAAUAAAGGUUUUAGUGCCACAAUUGUAUGACUCACCAUCUUAUAUAUAGAAAAUAAUGGCCGUUUUUAUUA
Daucus carota subsp. sativus is the source of this 616-nucleotide messenger RNA. RefSeq names its product pathogenesis-related protein PR-4. Gene Ontology annotation, biological process: defense response to bacterium; defense response to fungus. Bases 35 to 469 code for a protein of 144 amino acids. The record is from RefSeq and is a predicted model, not a curated record. Gene Ontology annotation, molecular function: RNA nuclease activity. NCBI's taxonomy places the organism in Eukaryota, Viridiplantae, Streptophyta, Magnoliopsida, Apiales, Apiaceae. The transcript has 2 exons.